UCAUAGUUUCUUGUGCAUUUUCUCAUGUUGCAGCGGGUUGACUCAGUUGUCUUGCAGCUUGCAUGCUCUUGUGUGUCGAAAAGGAUUUAUGCGAACUGUAGCGCUUCCCACAAGUGAUACCAAAUCAUUAUCUCCCUUGCCAAAUUCUAGUGAUCAGCCAGGUAAGAUAGGUAUUGUCAUGGUUUCCUCCAAGGAACUCAGACGCCAGACCCGAGUGUGGAGCUCGGGGUGUUUUAUUAGGGGAGAGCCGAAAACUCGUUGUCAAGAAACCAGGCAAAAGGGUCACCGAUGUGCGGACGUCAGGCAAAGGGAGAAUCCGGAAUACGUAAUCCAAAAUCACAGACUUGAGGUCGAAGGGAGACCAGGAAGAUGUAGUGACACGGGAGAAGGGAUCGGGAUCAAGGACAAGGGAAUGGAAACGGGGGUCCAGCUCAGGUUCCUAUGAUGUCCCCAAAUGGUUCUGUGCCUCCAAUUUACGUACCUACAGGAUACAUUUCGCAGGUCAUCGAGGAGAAUGGAGUUCGACGUGUCCUGGUCAUACCUCAGCCGGAGCUCAUACCAGGGGGCCACUCGCCCCUACCGCAUCCUCCACCCCCUCCGCCCCCCCAUCUGCCAGCUUUUGUUCCUCACCCGGUCAUGAUGCACCCACCACCACAUCCUAUAUAUUCGGGUGGAGCAGGGGACCUUGGCUCGCAGUACAUUUCACAAUACCACACCGGACACAUCUUCUCAGAGCUAGACUCCUAUUCUCCGCACAGACGCCCGCCUUUUGCACCCAGGGACGAGCGGGCUGGUAAAACGUACAGUCGCCUGCAGAGAAAGCUCAAGGAGCGCCAGGCUGGGGGGGGUGCUGGAAGCCCACCCACCGAUCAGGCGAGGAGCCCCCCACUAUCGCCCCGGAAGGACCACAGCAGCCCUGCUCCCUUGGAGGUCCAGAAUGGCCUCGGCAGCGAAGAGGCAGAGCAAGAGGAAGGGCAGGGCAGUGACACGGAGGCAGAGAGGGCCAAACUAGUGGGCGUGAUGAGAGGGUCGCCUUGCAUAGACACAGAAUCAGAAGACCUGGACGAGGAAUCCAAGGCCCUUCAAGUGGUGUUGUCUACCAUCGGCAAGCCAGAAGUAACUGACGUUCAGGCCCGGACUGCUGAGCUGAAGUGGUGUGCCCCUGCAGCUCCGGAUGAUGUGAAGAGCUGCCUAGGAGCCCAGAGGAGGCCUGCUGAACCCCUCAGCUACGAAGUGAUGGUCUCCUGUGGCAGCAGGGAUGGGGGCUGCCAGGUUGUGUACAGUGGCGAAGAACUGAAUGCAACUUUGGAUGACCUCCGGCCAGCGACAGACUACAGUGCAAGGGUGCAGGCCACAUGUCGUCAUGUGCAAGGCAGUCCAUCUGAGCCUGUGAACUUCACGACCCUCAGCUGUGAGCCAGACCCUCCGAGUGCCCCUUGGAAGGCUGGCGGAACAAAGACCAGCCUUGUCUUGCAAUGGAAGGCUCCCUGCGACAACGGCUCAAAAAUUCACAACUACCUGCUACAGUGGGAUGAGGGCAAAGGGACAGGGGAGUUUGAGCAGUGUUACUACGGACCACAGAAGCAGUAUCGAGUGACCAAACUUUCUCCAGCAUCGAAAUAUUGUUUCCGUCUCGCGGCCAAAAAUGACAUGGGUGUAAGCGGCUUCAGUGAAGCGGUUGACCUCUUCACCUCGGAGGGCGUCCCUGCAACCCCCCUCUGCGCAGAGCUGGUGAAAGCGGGGCAUAACUGGCUGCACCUGCAAUGGCAGCGGUCAGCAGCCCCACCCAGCGGAGACAGUAUCUUCUAUAUCCUGGAGAUGGAGGAAGAGGGCAUGGGAUGCGGUUUCAAGAAAUGUUACGACGGUUACAAAACCUCCCACACAGCCAAGAACCUCCAAAGGUGCACAAAAUACAAGUUCAGGGUGGUCGCUUACAAUGCAGAAGGCAAAAGUAACCCCAGCCAGGUUUCAGAAUUCUCCACCUGUCCGGACAGUCCGAGCUGCCCCCGGGGUCUUGCUGUAAGGGGCAAGGUGCUCCCUAACAGUCUUGAAGUCUGUUGGGAAUCUCCUAAUGAUGAUGGAGGGUCAGAAGUUACCAAGUAUGUUUUGGAAAUAUCUGAGGACAUGAAUGGAGCCUCCUGGGAGCAGGUUUACUGUGGGUCAGACAUGGAACACAGUUGUGAAGGCCUAAGGCCUGGUGUCACCUACCUGACCAGAGUCUACUGCAUCAGUGAGGGAGGCCAGAGCCCGCAAUCUGAGACCUUGCAGAUCCAGACCCCCAUUGUGCCCCCCGGCCCAUGCCAGCACCCCAGAGUGGUGGGCAGGCCAAAAGCUCGGGAGGUACUGUUGCGUUGGGGGCCCCCGUAUGUAGAUGGGGGAGGAGCAGUGACCCUCUACAGCUUGGAGAUGAAGGGUGGGCACGAGGAGGUGCACAGGGAGGUGUAUCAGGGCCCCGAUCUGGACUGCACCAUCAGCAAUCUACUGCCUGGUACCUCCUACAGCUUCCGCCUGCGGGCGGCCAACAAGGCCGGGUACGGGCCCUUCUCUGACUAUUGUGAGGUCACGACAUGCCCUGGUGCUCCCGAGCCUUGCCGUCCGCCCCACGUGGUGUGCAGAUCGCCCACCUGUGCCCUUGUCAGCUGGGAGACCCCGCCCUCUAACGGCACCCCGGUGUCGGAGUUCCGACUGGAGUGGGGCGUGACUGAGACCACCGUGCAGACAUGCUACUCUGGUCCUGGGCUCAGCCAUGAGAUACGGGGGUUACUGCCUGCCACCAGCUACUUCUUCCGGGUACAGGCGGUGAACGCAGUGGGAGUGGGACCCUUCAGUGAGGUGGUCCUUUGCCAGACUCCCUGCUCUGUGCCAGCAGCCGUCGCCGGCGUCCAGGCCCUGGAGGAUGAGGAACUGACGGCAGGGCGGGGGUCCGAUGCCCCCUAUUGCCCCUCAACUUGUCUGGGCCUGCAGUGGGAGGCACCCUGCGACCAUGGUGCAGAGAUCACCUCCUACCUCAUUGAUCUGGGGGAGCGGCAGCCGAUCCCCGUGGGACCGGUCACUCGAUAUGUCAUCCAGCACCUGCAGCCUGACACCACUUACAGGAUCCGGAUCCAAGCACUGAACAGUCUGGGCGCAGGCCCUUUCAGCCCCAUGGUCAAAAUGAGGACCAAACCUAGGCCACCACAACCCCCUCGGCUCGAGUGUACAGCGUUCAGCCAUCAGACUCUGAGGCUUAAGUGGGGCGAGGGAUCCAUACGGACCAGUCCCUCAGAUCCUCUUCAGUACCAGCUGCAGAUGGAAGAUAAAAGUGGGAGGUUCGUAUGCCUGUAUAGAGGACCAUGCCACACUCACAAAGUCCAAAGGCUGGUUGAGUCAACCGCCUACUCGUUCCGGAUUCAGGCCUUCAAUGAGGGGGGUGAAGGACCCUUCUCUGAUGUAUACACAUUCAGCACCCUGUGCUCUCCCCCUCCUGCUCCUAAAGCCCCCCGCCUUGAGCGCCUGAAUGACCACACAUGUGAGGUGACCUGGGAGUCCACGCCCCCCAUGAAGGGGGAUCCCAUCAUCUACUCCUUGCAGUGCAUGACAGGAAACACAGACUUCAAACAGAUCUACAAGGGUUCGGCCACAUCCUAUCAGGCCUCCAGCCUGCAGCCCAGCAACGAGUAUCGCUUCCGGCUUGGCGCCAUCCGCCAGUGUGCCACGCCCCCAGACCUACCAGGGCCCUACAGCACCACGGUGACACUCCUGCCCCAGCGCAGUGAGGCAGCAGCGGCGCUGGGUGGUGGGGCCGUAGGUGGGACCAAGGCAGUGCGGACAAGCGUCAGCCUGACAGACGAACAGUGUGCCGCCCUCAUACUGGUGGUUUUUGCCGUCACCUCCAUCCUCAUCGCCUUUGUCAUCCAGUACUUUGUCAUCAAGUGACCUAUACCACAUGCUUUUAUGGUAACAUCGACCUUUGUUUAAGUCCAUUUCCUUUGCCAUACAGAUGGUCCCUGCUAUAUGGCACCCCCCCACUAUACGUUGUUUUGUAGAUAUAUUGCUCCUUAUUGGCGACCACAUCUCACUAUAAAACACUUGAUCCCAUCAGAUGUGUCAGUAGACUCAGAGGAAUGCAGUUUAACUCAAAAUCAAGUAUUAUGAAAAAAAUACUUUAAAAAAUUUUCUUUACAAUUUUUACGCCUUUUGCAGCUAUUAAAGGUGUUUUUAAAGAAAACACUUUAGUAGUAUAUAUCUUUUACAGUUUAGUGCUAUACGUUGUGUCUCCUGCUGCUACUCUCUUUGAUUCACCGUGCUGCUGUAAUGUACGUACAGCAUCAUUAGAAGCUUACCCAAAUACAGUAAUUGUUACGUAUUAUUAAAUUGGUGAAAUAAGAAUAAGAACGCUAAAGUUUGAACAUGAUAAAAUACAGUAAUUAUUAGAUAAGAAGGGUAAGAUAGAAAUUGAAAUGUGGUUGAUGAAGUCUUUCUUUUACUUGAGGCAUGCCGUGUUGUCCAUAUCCAUGGGAAAUCCGUUCUUUAUUUACAGCUAGCAUCGUUUCGUGUGAUUUUUGCCCAAAGUGCAACCCGGCUUUUUAUAUUUACUUUAUUUAUUCAUCCCAAGUAAACUGGUUCCUUGUAUGAUUAACAACUGAAUUAGGAGUUCUUGAAGAUACUAACAUUUUUCAGUUUAUUUAUUUAUUUAUUUAUUUAUUUAAAAUGGCAUUUUCUUCAUUUAUCUGUUUUCUAAAAGUUCCGCUUCUAAUUUUACACCCAUAGGCAUUGCACAGCAGUCAAUUUAAUCUGUCGGUCAAUUUAAAUUAGUUUCAAUGUAGCUUUAGUAUUUAAAUAAAAGGUCCUACAAAGUAUAUUUUAUUUGUUAUUACUAUAUUUGAGGGUUUUACAGGACCUAACAUGCCAGUCAUUCAAGGCACAUCUACAUUGUUCAUUUUUUAUUGAUCGUGACUUAGUAAUAGUAGUGAAUUUGGAUUUUGGAUCAAAUCGAAUUAAAAAUAUAUUUCCUGGCCCAGUUGUGUUUGUUAAGAACAAACUAACUGCACUUAAGUAUCACGCGCCUGCAUCUAAGUUUCUCUUCCAGCUAAUGUAAUGCCCACGUUGUACUUUCUAUGAGAUGUACGUCGCUUUGGAUGAAAGUGUCUGCUGAAUGAAUAAAUGUAAACGUAAAUCUAAAAAGAGGAGACAGUGUAUGUAAAGAAGCUGGUGAAACAGACUUGAAUGUGCCCCCCCAAAAAAAAAAAAAAA
This is a messenger RNA of Scleropages formosus (Asian bonytongue), 5232 nucleotides long. RefSeq names its product fibronectin type III domain containing 3A (gene fndc3a). The record is from RefSeq and is a predicted model, not a curated record. Gene Ontology annotation, molecular function: protein binding. NCBI's taxonomy places the organism in Eukaryota, Metazoa, Chordata, Actinopteri, Osteoglossiformes, Osteoglossidae. The transcript has 24 exons. Bases 442 to 3915 code for a protein of 1157 amino acids.